GUUUUUCCUCCAAAUCAUUCAAGCGUAGUAGGCUGAACUAUCAUAGGAUUUAUGUGAGCGAAGGUUCUCGUCAUUGUGAAGCGCAGGUAGACUGACGAAAACAACCGCUUGUACUGUGGAACUCGCCUACGCUGGACCCCAACCCGUAUCGUUUUACACGUCGAUUCCAACACCGAACGAGAUCCCCAGAAUGAAGACGUUUGUGUUCAUUGCUCUGUGCAUCGGGCUGGCUUGCGCCUUCCCACUUGAGGAUGAGUUUGCCCGAGACCUUCAGCAAUUGGGACAAGGCAAGAAGAAAAAAAACCAAUCUGAGGAACACCAGGAGCGCAGCCUGGAGGACCUGAAGGCCCAGCUGACUCGUGCAUUGGAGGAAAAACUUGGCGCACCUAAGCCCCAGGAGCGCAGUCUGGAUGACUUGAAGGCCGAGCUGAUCCGUGCUUUGGAGGAAAAACUUGGCAAUGAAGAGGAGAACGAGCAGCGUGAUUUCCUUGAGGAAGAGGCUCAAGAUAAACGUGAUCAGGAAGAGGAAACCGACUUCGAGCGUGCUUUCUUCCAGCAGGAGACUCUACAGCAGGUGGCUCAACAGGAAGAGGAACGAGAAGCGGAAGAGGAAACCGACUUCCAGCGUGCUUUCGUCCAGGAGGCGGCUCCAGAGGAACAAGAAGCGACCGAGGAGCGCAGCCUGGAAGAUUUGAAGGCCGAGCUGAUCCGUGCUCUCGAGGACAAACUUGCCCGUGAUGAGGAAGAGCAGCGUAAGGCUUUGCUUGAGAGAGAGGCUGCAGAGAAACGUGCCCAGGUCGAAGAAGUCGAAGAAGCCGAGGAGCGCAGCCUGGAUGACUUGAAGGCCGAGCUGAUCCGUGCUCUGGAGGACAAACUUGCCCGUGAUGACGGAGAGCAGCGUAAGGCUUUGCUUGAGAGAGAGGCUGCAGAGAAACGUGCCCAGGCUGUGGAGGCCGAGGAGCGUGAGCAGGCCGAGCAGCGCAGCCUGGAUGACCUGAAAGCGGCAUUGACCCGUGCCUUGGAGGGCACACUUGGCGAGAAUAAGCGUGAAUUUGAGGAGAAGCCGGACUAUUAGCAAUCCUGCUCCUGUCGCCGAUGACGUCAUCCAAGACUGGUCACCGACCCCGAAUCACUAAACUGGAUUGAUUUUUUUUUUAUUUUAUUUGGUUAAACACAAAUUGGCUAAGUCCAUGUACAAGCGGUUAAAUAUCAAUUUUUACUGAACAUAUCAGAAGCAGCGAACUUUCUACUCUGUAAGAAAUAAUCCACCAAAAUCAUUCUGCUUUUAAAGUAUUCGUUAUAUUGGCUCAGCAAACUGUUUCCCAAGCAAACUGCAAGUGUUUUGUAACUACAAACAAUAUUGGGUACUUAUUUCCCUCUCAGUAGACAAACCUAUAUGUUACAAGAAAUAAACGUGAAGUUGAUGUACAGUCGAGUCUCGUUAAU
Patiria miniata (bat star) is the source of this 1446-nucleotide messenger RNA. Its product is annotated as trichohyalin-like. Bases 191 to 1075 code for a protein of 294 amino acids. The record is from RefSeq and is a predicted model, not a curated record. The transcript has 16 exons. NCBI's taxonomy places the organism in Eukaryota, Metazoa, Echinodermata, Asteroidea, Valvatida, Asterinidae.